AUGUGGUCUUGGCUGGCAGACCUGACCAAUGUCUUUGGAUGGCCGUUCUUGAUGACCGUGUUCUACUACCAUCAUCUCUUGAAGGGCUUCGUCUUGAUGUACGUCUUUACAUCCUUUGACUGGGUCUUGGCAAGUCAUCAUGAGAGGGGUCCGCGUCUUCAAGCAUUAAAGACAGUUGCUCUCUUGCCUUGGGUUCUGAAGCCUAUGCUUGGAAUCACCAGCGACAUGUUUCCGGUCUUUGGUCGGAGCAAAGCUCCAUACUUCGUCCUGGGCACGCUUGUGGGUUGUCCAGCUUGUGCUUUCGUUGGUCUGUAUCAUCAUUUUGAUUUGACCCGCUUGGGGAUCCACUUUGAGACGGCUAUUGUUGUUGCCUUCUUCUGCAUCGGCCUCCAGAUCUGCAUUUGCAAUCUUCUCUUAGAGGCUGCUGUUGCAGAACGCAUCAGGAAAUCUCCGACAAAAGGCCCCAGCUUGAUGGCAUUUGUGACCGGUGGGCAAACAAUUGGAGAAGCCUUUGCCAUUGGCACAGUGGGUUCAGUCUUGGAGCACCUGGGUCCUCAUGGGCCAUGUUUGUUGGCUGUGCCCUUCACGCUCUUUGCAUUCCUUCCUGCAUUUGGGAACUGGCUGGGUGAGCCGUUGUGUCCACAGGAUGAAGCGGCGCUACGUCGGAAAGCCUUCUUCAAAGCCAAACAUGGAGGAGGAGAGAUUCCAUUCUUGGUGGCAGCGAUGGGUGUUGGAUCUUUGGUAAUUCUCCAUGUUGCCACCAACACUGAUGUCACUGAGCCAAGUCCUUUGGAUCCAUUGUCAGCAGCUUCGUUUCAACUAAAGCUGAUUGCAUUUGUGGCACUUGCCAUCAUCCUUGCAUUUGGCUGCCUGUUGAACCCGACGAUUGGCCUCAUGAAUGCGUUUUUCUUCCUCCAAAGCACUUCUACCAUAUCAGUCGAAGGAGGUGCAUUCUACUUCUUCACUGAUGAUGCUAGUUCGUAUCCCAUGGGACCUCACUUUUCCGUGUGGUUCUACACAACAGGGCUUGGCCUUGCUGCCAGCUGCUUUGGAAUCAUGGGCUUGUGGAUCUACAAUCACUUCAUGACCAAUUGGAGGUAUAGAAAUCUCCUGCUCACCUCCAACCUUCUUUGGUCCUUGGUAUCGGCUGGCAGUGUUCUUGUUUUUACUCGAAGGAAUGUGGAAUGGGGCAUUCCGGAUGAUUUGUUUGUCCUCAGUGGCACAGUCUUGCAGAAUGUUUUCGCUAGAUGGGCCUAUGUUCCCGGAGGCUUGCUACUGUGUCAGGUCUGUCCGGAGGGAUUGGAAGCGACUAUGUUUGCAUUGCUUGCAGGCUGCCAGAAUUUGGGCCGCGCAGUUGCCUCAAUCUUUGGCACAUAUUUGCUUGCCUAUCUUGGGGUUGAGCCAGAUGGCACAGCACAUGACAGCCAUUGCUUUGAUCGCCUUUGGGUUGCAGCAGUGCUUCAGUCGCUAGCACCCUUUUUCACUCUCGUUCUACUGCCUCGAAUGAUUCCUGAUGCAUCUCAAACCGACAUCCUCCGCCUCACUCCAGAGGGCCCAAUGGGUGACACCGGUGGCCAAGGUGACUCAGGCCUUAUGUCAAGUGUUGCACUUGCUACUGGUGGAUCUUUGUGGAGGAGGUUGCGCCGUUUGUUGCUGAAGUACUUCAAGCGUACUCCGGAGCUUCCCGAUGCUGGAACUGGAGUCUCCUACGGAACAUCGAGCUACCAGGGUGGCAGAUUUCAAGGAAGCACUGGUGGCAGCGAGAGCGGGAGGUUGGGAAAAAUGUUCUACCGCAGAGCUCGGCCAGAAGCUUCUGGAGGUGUUCAGGAUGCUUUGUCUUGGACACAUUGGGUGCAGUGA
Messenger RNA from Durusdinium trenchii, 1860 nucleotides. The record is from the annotation of a GenBank genome assembly. NCBI's taxonomy places the organism in Eukaryota, Dinophyceae, Suessiales, Symbiodiniaceae.